AUGGCAUAUGGCGAAGACGAGAAAUUUGUGGCUGACAUAAGCAGCAUGAUAUCAGUAAUUCCAUAUCGAAUUGCUCUAAUGAUUUCCUCAACGAGCGUGCCGGCGAACAGGCAGGAAUAUUCCCGACAGCCUGCCUCAGCAAACAGUUCCAGAACAAUGGCACCAUUAUCCAGGCACUUGAUGAGCUAUUGUCCAGCUCUAAUCUGCACGCCCAGGCCUUCCGGGCCGGCAAUUCGAUUUGCGCCGCGUCCGAUAGCAAGAUAG
Messenger RNA from Nezara viridula (southern green stink bug), 264 nucleotides. Lineage: Eukaryota; Metazoa; Arthropoda; Insecta; Hemiptera; Pentatomidae. The record is from the annotation of a GenBank genome assembly.